GACAAGUGAACAGCUGUCAAACGAUACCCGGCCUGCAUUCGAAGAAUCGCAGCAGACUUUUUCUCGUGAUCUACUUGGUUGGUGGUGUAAAACAAGAAAAACAACCUCGAUUCCGAAAAAAUCCAGUUUUCCGUUCAAUCUUCGCACCAUCUGGAUAGUUUGAGUCAGAACAGACUAAAACAAUGAGAAAUAACGUGAGUGCAAGUCCUGUCGCUGCUCUACCUGCCGUCGGCGAGUCUCCGCGUUCUUCGGCUGCCGAUGCGAAAUCGGAAAAGCCAAAGUGCAAAGCCUGCUGUGCCUGUCCAGAGACCAAGCGGGCUCGCGAUUCCUGCAUAAUGGAGCGGGGCGAGGAGAACUGCGGGGAACUUAUUGAAAAACAUAAACAAUGCAUGCGAGACAUGGGAUUCAACAUCUAGAUUAUGCUGACGGUCCAGUAAUGGGCGUAGAUUUACGUGAACACUUAGGAAUGGGAAAUCCUUUUCUAAUUAGGAGCUGCAUUGUAAAUAUAGCAAUUAAAAGGUAAUUGCAUUAAUUUAUUUUUUACUGGUUAGUAAAACCAUCUGUUAAGUGGUUAGUACUUAAAAUUUGGUUGUAUAAAUAAACAAUUUGAGGACAUCAGAA
This is a messenger RNA of Topomyia yanbarensis, 621 nucleotides long. It is a transcript of the gene Cox17, whose product is annotated as cytochrome c oxidase copper chaperone. Gene Ontology annotation, molecular function: copper chaperone activity; copper ion binding. Lineage: Eukaryota; Metazoa; Arthropoda; Insecta; Diptera; Culicidae. The transcript is spliced from 3 exons. Bases 183 to 416 code for a protein of 77 amino acids. Gene Ontology annotation, cellular component: mitochondrial intermembrane space. The record is from RefSeq and is a predicted model, not a curated record. Gene Ontology annotation, biological process: mitochondrial respiratory chain complex IV assembly.